AUGUUGACCAUGUGGCGAGCCAUCAGAUGUGCCUUGAGCUCGGCCAUGGAUCCUGGUCGGCUCAUCGUCAUAUCGUGUGCGCUCUCUGAUCUGAUCACAGAUCCAAUCGACAUGAAAAGCCCAAACGUGGCCGCAGAACCGGCAAUGCUCUUGAGGCUGUUGAGCAGGUCGGAGCUCUGGUCAAACGUCGGGUUGAAUCCAGGUGUGAGGUUCGACGAGCUAAUGUGGUGUUGGCGCUGGGACUCGGUCAAAAUCGGUUUAGGGGGCAGAGCUGGAUGGUCCAGUAUCGGAGGCGAGGAGUUUUUGCGCGAUCUUGGAGGUGGAGGCGCUGGUGGGCGCAAAACAGAGGACGCACGGCUCCGGGACGGUGGAGGAGGCGGUGGCACAGGACGGAAGUGGUCUGGCCCAGGACUUCCGGGACUGCUUGGCCCCCCUGUCAUGGCAGCCUCCAAAAAUUGUGUCGCGCUAUCGGCAGAAACCGCUUCAGAUCGAGCAAGUGGUGACGACACGCGAGGGUGGGUUCCAAAAGGAAGCGGCGAUGAAGACCCUCUGUCUCUUGUUGGCGGCAUGUUGUAUUGGUUUCUCAUGGACUUCGACACACUUCCAGUGAGAUUUGGAGCCAAAGGAACCACCGGUGGCAGUUCGCUUUCCGGAGACCCACCAUUGACCUGCAAAGUAGGAACGCUGGAUGGUGUUCCAUGUAUAGAAACGCUGUCGAUGGUGACGUUCCGGAAAUGGUUGAUAGAGUCCUGCAUGUCUCUGCGGUUCAUUUCGAGUGGCGGAGGCUCGAUGAUGACUUGGUCAGAAAACUUGACUUUCUUGCCUGACCUGUUCUUCUUUUUUGGAGACUCUGACGGUCUUUCUCCCGUGAGAAUGAAUUGCGUGAAAGAAUCCAGAUCUAGUUUAUUUGGCGACUGGUUGAUCAAAGCUGCCGAUGAUUCGUCUAUCGAGCUUGUCUCGGAAUUGUCUGUGCUUUCUAUUUCAUCUUUUAAUCUUUUGCGAGCCAUGAUGGACACUGGUGUAGGGAUUGUGGCAGGGACUUUGAUCAACGAUCUCUUGAGCACUUUUCCCUCCAAUGCGUGA
Ogataea philodendri is the source of this 1083-nucleotide messenger RNA. RefSeq lists its product as uncharacterized. The record is from RefSeq and is a predicted model, not a curated record. The transcript has 3 exons. Bases 1 to 1083 code for a protein of 360 amino acids. Lineage: Eukaryota; Fungi; Ascomycota; Pichiomycetes; Pichiales; Pichiaceae.